Messenger RNA from Komagataella phaffii GS115, 384 nucleotides. RefSeq lists its product as hypothetical. Lineage: Eukaryota; Fungi; Ascomycota; Pichiomycetes; Pichiales; Pichiaceae. Bases 1 to 384 code for a protein of 127 amino acids. The transcript has a single exon. The record is from RefSeq and is a predicted model, not a curated record.
AUGUCGGCAUUUCAGGACUAUUGCAUAGUGUGUGACAGGCUGUGUGUCCACAACGAAAUCUACUGUAGUGCUAAGUGCCAGGAACUGGACUCUACACCUAUAACUUUACAAGGAAAAGACGAUAUCCCUCAUGACCAUUACAGAACAAAGCUGGAAGAGAAGAAUAACUUCAACUACCUGUCGCCCCUGCUGUCUGGCGCAGUGGUUUCCAACGACAUCAACCAUCUCGAUCUAAAUGACAUUAACUCCAAGUCCAACCAAAGGAGUAUCAACAUAUCAACUCCCUCCUCUAGGCAUGUGAAUCUGAUAUCUCAGUAUCUAGCAAGCUCUGCAUCUGUCAAUUACAAGAAGUGGCUCAACAAUACCAAUCUCAUAAGUCAUUGA